Messenger RNA from Plasmodium knowlesi strain H, 636 nucleotides. RefSeq names its product conserved Plasmodium protein, unknown function. NCBI's taxonomy places the organism in Eukaryota, Apicomplexa, Aconoidasida, Haemosporida, Plasmodiidae. The record is from RefSeq and is a predicted model, not a curated record. Bases 1 to 636 code for a protein of 211 amino acids. The transcript has a single exon.
AUGAAGAGAACGAAUGUGAUCGCGUUCCUCUGCAUGUGCCUGUUCUUGAGAUGUUCUCUCGUUUGUCUAUGCAGAAAGGUAAAGAAAAACAAACAAGUAAGAAACAUGCUAAAGUCUCUAACAGAAAGAGUAGACACAGAUGAUGGAGAAAACGAGUAUGCCAGACUGACCCAAACACCAGUUGUGAAAAUGAACUUGUCUAAAGUAAAGUUGAAGACAAGCUUACAAAGUGUACUUGUCGAACCAUACACAGAAAAGGUUAAAGAUUUUGUAGCGAAAACUAAUUACGAAAUAAGCAUGGAAAAGACACUGUUAGAUGAAAUAAAAAACGCUAAUCAGAAUAUGGACCGAAUUGGUGAUGUGCUAUCUGCACGAGGAGGAAAGCAAAGGAAAACUCGUGAUAAUCACCAUAUUAUGGGUAGGUAUUUCCACUACUUAAGAGAUAAGAACGAAGAUUUCGGGUUAAGUUUUUUUCCAGUGUACAAGACGUUUAAAUCGAAUUUUUCACAUUUUAGUGACAAUUUGAACAGUUCCUUAUACCCACAUGAGUUGCUAGAAAUGGGUUCCAUGUCAAGUGGAAAUUUUUUAAAAAAUUCAUCUAAACGGAUUUCCUUUCCAGAAAGGGGGGACUCCUAA